Funneliformis mosseae is the source of this 147-nucleotide messenger RNA. NCBI's taxonomy places the organism in Eukaryota, Fungi, Glomeromycota, Glomeromycetes, Glomerales, Glomeraceae. The record is from the annotation of a GenBank genome assembly.
GACAUAGUUUGCGUGGACUGUCGAUGCAAUGAUAAUGCACAAUAUGCUUGCAGGUUAAGUAUACUAGAGGUUUCGGGGGAGCUUGAGGGGGGAUUCGAAGAAAGCCUAUGGGUAGAAGACACGAAGAAAGGUCUUCAGAACAUUUAG